This is a messenger RNA of Pseudonaja textilis, 2672 nucleotides long. It is a transcript of the gene PGM2L1, whose product is annotated as phosphoglucomutase 2 like 1. Lineage: Eukaryota; Metazoa; Chordata; Lepidosauria; Squamata; Elapidae. The record is from RefSeq and is a predicted model, not a curated record. Gene Ontology annotation, cellular component: nucleus. Gene Ontology annotation, biological process: carbohydrate metabolic process. Gene Ontology annotation, molecular function: intramolecular phosphotransferase activity; glucose-1,6-bisphosphate synthase activity.
CCGUCUUCCAGCCUCGGGCCAAGAGCCAUGGGCGACCCCCGGGACGUGGUGGUGGUGGGAGAUGUCAACUCCAACCUGCCGAUCGGUUGCAGCACCGGGGACGCCCAGCUGGACCGGGCGGUGGGGCAGUGGCUGAGCUGGGACAAGAAUCCUAAAACUAAAGAGCAGAUUGAAAUUCUGUUAAGAAAUGGGAAGAACAAGGAGCUACGCGACCGUCUGUGCCGCAGGCUGACCUUUGGGACCGCCGGUCUCCGUUCCGCCAUGGGGGCUGGCUUCUGCUACAUCAACGACCUUACUGUGAUCCAGUCGACCCAGGGGAUGUACAAAUACCUUGGCCAGUGUUUUUCCGACUUCAAGCAACGUGGUUUCGUGGUAGGGUAUGACACAAGAGGCCAGGUGACCAGCAUGUGCAGCAGCUUCAGACUUGCCCGACUCACAGCAGCCGUCCUGCUUGCGAAGGGAGUUCCUGUUUACUUGUUCUCAAGAUACGUCCCCACGCCUUUUGUGCCGUAUGCUGUCCAGCAGCUCAGAGCGGUUGCAGGCGUGAUGAUUACAGCUUCCCACAACCGUAAAGAAGACAAUGGCUACAAGGUCUACUGGGAAAACGGCGCUCAGAUCACAUCCCCGCACGAUAAAGAGAUCCUGAAAUGCAUCGAAGAAUGCGUGGAGCCGUGGAACGACUCCUGGAACGAAAAUCUGGUGGACUGCAGCCCUCUCACUCGGGACCCUCUGCAAAACAUCUGUGCAAGCUACAUGGAGGACCUGAAAAAGAUCUGCUACCACCGAGAGCUGAACGCAAAGACCCCCUUGAAAUUUGUGCACACGUCUUUCCACGGGGUGGGACACGACUACGUGCAGCUGGCUUUCCAGGCCUUUGGCUUCCAGCCCCCCAUUCCAGUCCCUGAACAAAAGGAUCCGGAUCCCGAUUUUUCCACCGUCAAAUGUCCCAAUCCCGAAGAAGGAGAAUCGGUGCUGGAACUGUCUUUGCGGCUGGCGGAGAAAGAGGGAGCGCGAGUGGUCGUGGCGACGGAUCCUGAUGCGGACAGGCUAGCGGUGGCCGAACGACAGGAAAUUGGCCGCUGGAAAGUCUUCACCGGCAAUGACCUGGCCGCCUUAUUUGGCUGGUGGAUGUUUACUUGUUGGAAGGAAAAUCGUCCCAAGGGAGCCGACGUCAAGAACGUUUACAUGCUAGCCACCACCGUCUCCUCCAAAAUUCUGCGGGCCAUCGCUCUCAAGGAAGGAUUUAAUUUUGAAGAGACCCUCCCUGGCUUCAAAUGGAUCGGCAGCAGGGUGAAGGAUCUCGUGGACAGCGGCAAAGAAGUCCUUUUCGCCUUCGAGGAGUCCAUCGGUUUCAUGUGCGGCACGUCGGUGCUGGACAAAGACGGGGUCAGCGCCGCCGUGGUCGUAGCAGAAAUGGCUGCCUGGCUGGACACCAAGGGCCAAACGCUGGCCCAUCAGCUAACGGAGAUUUAUAAAACGUAUGGCUACCACAUUUCAAAAACCUCCUACUUCCUGUGUUACGAUCCCCCUACAAUCCAAAGGAUAUUUGAACGGCUCCGAAACUUCGAUAUGCCUGAUUCUUACCCGACCUCUUGCGGGACGUACGCUAUUCUCCACGUCCGGGAUGUCACCACCGGCUAUGACAGCAGCCAGCUCAAGAAAAAAUCGGUGUUGCCCGUGAGCAAAAACAGCCAGAUGAUCACCUUCACCUUUCAAAACGGCUGCGUGGCCACGCUCCGGACCAGCGGAACCGAACCAAAGAUUAAAUACUACGCCGAGAUGUGUGCGCCGCCAGGCCAGAGCGACGUCGCCGUGUUGGAAGAGGACCUCACGAAGCUCAUCGGAGCCCUGGUGGAGCACUUUCUGGAGCCCAGCAAGAACCAACUCACCUGGCGCUGUGUGUAGCAGCCAUCCCUCCCCCCCACCCCCACCCCCCCACGGCCCCUCCCUCCAGCCCUGGCUGCCGUCAACGUCGUUCCUUGCACUGCGUCCUGCGGAAUUCAGGAACCAAGAGGCAAACCUCCUCUCCUUGCUUUCGUUUCGUAGGUGUCCGUGAGUGUUUGCUGCCUGGGGUGUCUGCGUCCCUCACUUAGCCAGCACCCCAAAGCAGUACUACCUUUUGUCAGCUUGAGUGUACCCAAGUAGUAAAACUGCUCUGAAGCUGUCCGGAGAGGCCCUCAAAGAGAGUCAGAACCUGUGGGGAGGGUCUCUGGCAUCAGGCCCUGGUGUUCCUCCUCUUCCCCCUCCAGCAAAGAUCAGCCGUCUACAUUCUUUGCGCUACGAAGAUCCUUCCAGAGCGGGGGAAAAACAGCUAGAUUGCAAAAAAAAAAAAAAAUGAUAGUAAUUGUGGGGAAAAAAAAGGCUCUGCUUCUCCACCGUUAGCUAGAAUAUCGGUAUUAUCUUCACUGCAUUAUCGAGUCUUAAUUUUGCCAGGAGGUUUUCGUUUGUUUGUCGUUUUCUAGCUCGUGUUGUGGUAUUCAGGGGAUCCCAGCUCUUUUAAAAACCUCCUUAGAUCGUCUUCGUUGGGUGGCAUUUUCACCCCCGACGAUGUUGCUUCUUGACAUCCACCUGAGCCCUGAACCAGUCAAGACGGGCUAAAUCACCCGAGGUCUUGAUCUCUCUCAAAUUGUCUGCAAUUUAAGUUGAGGUGGAUCCCGACUAUUAUAGGGUAG